AUGGGUGGAAUUCUUAAAAACAAGUCAGCUCUUAAGGAAGAGGAAGAACAAGCCUUCGAUGCUGAAUCAGUGACCGAGUUCAGACAACAAGUCCUAAAAAACACAAGGUUAAAUGCACAAUUGACAAGCAGACAAGGUAGUGAUGGAUCACUCCCAAUUUCUUCGCCGGUCAAGGGUGGCGUCCCCAAAGAUACUCUAUCUUUGAAGCGUGAACAAGAUCAAAAAGAGGCCCUUCAGUGGAAUCAAGUAAAUUUAGACGAAAAUGAAAUCGCAAAGUUAGAGUUUCAAUCUGUUCACGUUGAUGAACCUAAGACGCCGUAUCAAGGAGCAAUAGACCCAAAUGGGGAGUACUAUCGGCAUGACGACGAGGAUGAUCUUGAAAGCUUAACCCUAGGAGAGCCACAAUAUCGUGCCUCAGAACAACCUGGUGAAGAUGAUAUUUCAGAUGAUCAAGAGCAUGAAGAUUGUGAUAGCGUAACUAUUGAUAAACGUAAGAAGUUUGCAGAAAUGAGGAAGAAACACUACGAUGUGAGGGAGGUGUUCAAUAAUCGUCAAAAUUACGGGAGCGAUGAAGAGGAAUAA
This is a messenger RNA of Eremothecium sinecaudum, 582 nucleotides long. It is a transcript of the gene GLC8, whose product is annotated as PP1-complex regulatory subunit GLC8. Bases 1 to 582 code for a protein of 193 amino acids. NCBI's taxonomy places the organism in Eukaryota, Fungi, Ascomycota, Saccharomycetes, Saccharomycetales, Saccharomycetaceae. The transcript has a single exon. Gene Ontology annotation, molecular function: protein phosphatase inhibitor activity. The record is from RefSeq and is a predicted model, not a curated record. Gene Ontology annotation, biological process: regulation of signal transduction.